AUGAAUAUGGUUGAGACAAUAUUUUGCGUUGGCCUGCCAUCUUGCAUAAUCCUUUUAUCAAAUUUAUUUGUAAUUAUUCGUCUUCGGUCAUAUUUAAAGCAAAUUCCGUCCUCUCCAACAGUAUCCUUCAACACUGCAUCCCUCGUUGUUCACAGUGAAUCAGCGCCAGUAAAAAGUUGCAAAAAGACAAGUUUAGCGAGACUCGCCCAAAGUCUAUCAAUAAAUGAUAAACCAAUUCGAAAAAGGCAACAUAAGAGUCUACGAUAUGCUGACCUUCGAUUAACCCGAAGUUUAUUAGUAGUCACGUGGAUAUUUGUUGCUCUAAAUUUGCCAAAUUAUGCUUAUCGAAUGGUUAUUCAAUUCACUUCGCUUGAUCUCCAAACACCGGCAAUGCGGCGUAUCAGCUUAUUGGUUCAUACAUUAUUAUAUACUCAUCAUGCGUUCCUUUUUUAUUUUUAUAUAUUCAACAGCCCUCAAAUGAAGAAACGCUUAUUGCCAACUGCACUCAAACUUUUGGAGUGUUACUGUUUUAAGACACUCGAGAAUGGAUCAUACUGA
Thelazia callipaeda (thelaziosis nematode) is the source of this 558-nucleotide messenger RNA. Lineage: Eukaryota; Metazoa; Nematoda; Chromadorea; Rhabditida; Thelaziidae. The record is from the annotation of a GenBank genome assembly.